Molecule: messenger RNA, 810 nt
Organism: Aspergillus homomorphus CBS 101889
Lineage: Eukaryota; Fungi; Ascomycota; Eurotiomycetes; Eurotiales; Aspergillaceae
Product: putative short-chain dehydrogenase/oxidoreductase
Exons: 2
Molecular function (GO): oxidoreductase activity
Source: RefSeq, a predicted model, not a curated record
GCCGCCAUGUCUUUCCCUUUCAAGAAAGUGCUCAUCAUCGGCGCCACUUCCGGCAUCGGCAAAGCUCUAGCCACCAAGCUGGUCCAAAACGGCACCCCGGUCAUCGUCGCCGGCCGGCGCAAGAAGAACCUCGAUGCAUUCGUCGCGCAGCAUGGCAGCGACAACGUUCAUGCUGCCGUCUUCGACGUGAUGCAGCUCGACAAGAUCCCGCAAUUCGCCUCUGAUAUCACCACCGCCCACCCCGAUCUGGACUGCAUCUUCCUCAACUCCGGCAUCCAGCGGCCCUUCGACUUCGCCCGCCCGGAGACCGUCGACCUCGACACCUUCGACCGAGAGCUGAUCACCAACUACACCUCAGCGGUGCGGCUGACAAAUGCCUUCUUGCCGCAUCUGCAGCAGCAGCCGCGGCCGACGGCGCUGAUCUACACGACCUCGCAGAUGGCGCUGGUGCCCAUGAUGCGGUGCCCUAACUACGGCGCCUCCAAGGCGGCGCUGCACCACUUCAUCCUAGCGCUGCGCACGCAGCUCCGCGACGGCGCCGGCAACGUCCGCGUGCUGGAGAUCUACCCGCCUGCCGUGCAGACGGAGCUGCACGACGCCAAGCAUCAGCCUGACCUGAAGGACGGGCACCUGAUCGGCAUGCCGCUGCAGGAGUUUGUGGAUGAGGUCUGGACGCGGUUGACGCGCGGCGAGGAGCAGAUCCCCGUGGGCUCGGCGCAGGAGAUCUUCGAGGCUUUCGAGGUCAAGCGGCAGGAGCUUUACAAGGGGAUGACGGAGAUGUUGGCGGGGCUGUUGAAGCAGUUUCUGCGG